AUGGACGUCUUCGCGCAUCUAGCAGCGCGUGCAGACCAAAACAGGGGCUGCACGCAAGCAACCUGUCCGGUGAUCCAAUCAGUAUAUGGCUACCGACCAAACCUGGGUGCUACAGUCUUCUUCCUGAUCUUGUUCGCACUCUCUGCCUGCAUCUUUAUCUGGCAAGGCGUCCGAACGAAGACGCGAUUCUUCACCUGGGCCAUGGUUCUCGGUGGCUUUAGCGAGGUGCUAGGCUACGUGGCAAAGCUCUUGCUUUGGAAAGAUCCAUUCUCCGACGUUGGGUUCAAGAUGUCUGUGGUGCUGCUCACGUUCGCCCCGGCGUUUUAUGCUGCGGGCGUUUACUACACGCUGAAGCAUAUCUGCCUGACGUUCGGUGCGGACUUCAGCAGGCUACGCCCAGCGCUGUACACUUACAUCUUCAUAUCGUGCGACUUGUUCUCGAUCGUCCUCCAGGCCGUUGGUGGCGCCCUUGCGUCCGUGUCCAGCGACAUGAGCUUACUGAACGCGGGUACCAAUGUCAUGAUUGCCGGAUUGGUGUUGCAAGUUUUCACAUUACUGGUCUUCGGCAUGCUCGCAGCAGACUACGCCUUCGCAGUGUUCCGCAACCGCGAAAACCUCAACCCGGCAACAGCAGAGUUACGAAGCUCGCUCCGCUUCAAACUGUUCGUCGGUGGCCUGUGGCUGGCUUGGCUUUGUAUCGAGAUUAGAUGCGCUUACAGGGUUGCUGAGCUUGUCGGAGGCUGGGUCAACAACCCGAUCCUUCGCAACGAGUACCUCUUCAUCUGUCUCGACAGCCUACCCAUCGGUAUCGCUGCUUUGGCGCUUAACAUCCUGCAUCCCGGCUGGUGCUUUCCAAAAGAAAGUCAAGGGCUCGUGAGCACAUCGGAGAAGCUUGGUAACAGCAGCGAUACGGAAGGCAUGAGCUCGGUGUAA
Messenger RNA from Baudoinia panamericana UAMH 10762, 933 nucleotides. RefSeq lists its product as uncharacterized. NCBI's taxonomy places the organism in Eukaryota, Fungi, Ascomycota, Dothideomycetes, Mycosphaerellales, Teratosphaeriaceae. The transcript has 3 exons. The record is from RefSeq and is a predicted model, not a curated record. Bases 1 to 933 code for a protein of 310 amino acids. Gene Ontology annotation, cellular component: plasma membrane; fungal-type vacuole.